GUGUUACUAAAGGACAAGAUCAGAGAGGCUAAGGACAAUUACAGGAGGAAGCUGGAGUGGAAACUCCAGCAGAACAGCAUGAGAGAGGUGUGGAGGGGCAUGAAGACCAUAACUGGAUUCAGGCCAACCAACAGCAGGGGAGCUGAGGGAGUCAGCCUGGAAUCCAGAGCCACACCACUGUGCCAGCCUCUCUCUUCACAUGGCGCUGUUGCCUCCUGUGAGAUUCCUGACACCCCUCCCCCACCCAUCACCUUCACUCAAUACCCGAACGUGUACUCAAGCUUGGCAAUUUGCAUGUGUCUGGCCGCUAUCGGCUCCUACGUCUACAUUUAUCUGGUCGCACGCCUGGUUACAGUGAGUGCGGUGUCCCCCCUCGCAGUCCUGGGGUUGUUGAUCUGUCUUGCGGUGGCUACCCUCACGUCACUGGGGUUGUUUAUCUGGUUUGCCAUGACCCCCCAUAACCCUGAGACAGAAAGGAAAAGACUGGCUAUCCUCGAAGGAUUUGCCUUGCUCACAGGUUUUAGCCUUGGACCCAUACUGGACAGUGUCAUCGCCGUCGAUCCGAAUAUCAUCGUGACCGCCUUCGUCGGAACCUCUGUGAUUUUCAUCUGCUUCACUCUCAGCGCCUUGUGCGACACACACAGGAGCCACCUAUUCCUCCAUGGCACACUCAUGUCCGGCUGUUCUAUUCUGUUCCUGGUGUCUCUGACGAACGUGUUCUUCGGAUCUACGCUUCUGUUUGAGGCGAACACAUACCUGGGACCGCUCGUCAUGUGCGGAUUUGUCCUGUUUGACACUCAGCUCAUUAUCGAGAAAGCGGAGAACGGGGACAAGGACUACAUCUGGCACUGUUUGACCUUGUUUCUAGAUUUCAUUAGCAUUUUUAGGAGACUGCUGAUCAUCCUUUCCAAGAAGGAGAAGGACAAGAAGACUGUCUCUGAACGUAUUCUGUGCAAGAUAAUAAAAAGUGUACAAAUGAUGUAUGGGUUUGUUCAUGGUUUUUAUUGUCGACAAUAA
Messenger RNA from Haplochromis burtoni (Burton's mouthbrooder), 1017 nucleotides. Its product is annotated as probable Bax inhibitor 1. Lineage: Eukaryota; Metazoa; Chordata; Actinopteri; Cichliformes; Cichlidae. Gene Ontology annotation, biological process: negative regulation of apoptotic signaling pathway; negative regulation of endoribonuclease activity; cellular response to unfolded protein. The transcript has 3 exons. The record is from RefSeq and is a predicted model, not a curated record. Gene Ontology annotation, molecular function: enzyme binding. Gene Ontology annotation, cellular component: mitochondrial membrane. The annotation marks the transcript as partial.